GCCAGCAAAUGCUCUUAAGCUCACGCAUCCUAUGGUUGAGCUCAUCUACACUGGCCUUCAUCCAAUUCAUCUCCCUCACCCACUGAAUAAUCGACACCGCCGCAUCCUCCACCAUCUUCUUAUCGGUCGCCGCCAGCCCGGCUGCAGCACUGAUUGUGUUCCUCAUUUCAUAAGCAUAAUCCUCGAGGCUGUUCCUAGCAUUGACCCUCCUCCUGUAGUCAUCAUCCUCCCCCUGUGUCUCGCGGCAUCCCACACUAUCCUAUCAAUCUCCUCUUUCGACAACCUCCCUUAUUCAUUGGUUAUAGUGAUCCCGUUUGUUNCGUUUGUUCUGCCCGUCGACCUCUCUUUUGCCGAUACACUGAGUAUGCCGUUGGCGUCAAUUUUGAAGCACACGUCCACCAUUUGCACGCGCCUCGGGGUAGGUGGAAUUCCCUUCAGUAUGAACUGCGCGAGCAGGUUGUUGUCUGUUGACCUCGCCCGCUCGCCCUCG
Molecule: messenger RNA, 490 nt
Organism: Striga asiatica
Lineage: Eukaryota; Viridiplantae; Streptophyta; Magnoliopsida; Lamiales; Orobanchaceae
Source: the annotation of a GenBank genome assembly